CCAUUUUCCUGCGGCGCCCAGUGUGCGUGUGUCCCCCGACCCCGGCCGAGCGGAAGGAGCGAAGGGCGGGGGCGGGGGGCAGGAGGAGGGGGGCGCUGCCCGGGUGACAGGGCCGUCCCCGGGGGCGGAGCGCGGCUGCCUGCGGCGGGACAGGGCGACGUGUCCGAGCGCAGCUGCCUGCGGCGGGGCAGAGCGACGUGUCCCAGCGGGUCGGUCCCCCUGUCCCGUCCCAGCCCGGCGCCAUGUCCGGCCAAAGCCUCACCGACCGCAUCACGGCGGCGCAACACAGCGUGACCGGCUCGGCCGUCUCCAAGACCGUCUGCAAGGCCACGACCCACGAGGUCAUGGGGCCCAAGAAGAAGCACCUGGACUACUUAAUCCAGUGCACAAAUGAGAUGAAUGUGAACAUCCCCCAGCUGGCGGACAGCUUGUUUGAAAGAACUACCAACAGUAGCUGGGUGGUAGUAUUCAAGUCCCUCAUCACAACUCACCAUCUAAUGGUGUACGGAAAUGAGCGUUUUAUCCAGUAUCUAGCUUCCAGAAACACACUGUUUAAUUUGAGCAAUUUCCUAGACAAAAGUGGAUUGCAAGGGUAUGACAUGUCCACAUUUAUCAGACGGUAUAGUAGGUAUCUGAAUGAAAAAGCAGUUUCUUACAGACAAGUGGCUUUUGACUUCACCAAAGUAAAAAGAGGGGCUGAUGGAGUCAUGAGGACAAUGAACACAGAAAAACUCCUUAAAACUGUACCAAUUAUACAAAAUCAGAUGGAUGCACUUCUUGACUUCAAUGUCAAUAGCAAUGAGCUUACAAAUGGUGUAAUAAAUGCUGCCUUCAUGCUCCUCUUCAAAGAUGCCAUUAGACUCUUUGCAGCAUAUAAUGAAGGAAUUAUUAACCUCCUGGAAAAAUACUUCGACAUGAAAAAAAACCAGUGCAAAGAAGGCCUUGACAUAUAUAAGAAGUUCCUCACUAGAAUGACAAGGAUCUCAGAGUUCCUCAAAGUUGCAGAGCAAGUUGGAAUUGACAGAGGAGACAUACCAGAUCUUUCUCAGGCACCAAGCAGUCUUCUUGAUGCUUUGGAACAACAUUUAGCCUCUUUAGAAGGAAAGAAAAUCAAAGAUUCCACAGCUGCAAGCAGGGCUACCACACUUUCCAAUGCAGUCUCUUCCCUUGCAAGCACUGGCCUGUCUCUCACUAAAGUGGAUGAAAGGGAAAAACAAGCUGCAUUAGAGGAAGAGCAAGCUCGUUUAAAAGCUUUAAAGGAACAACGUCUAAAAGAACUUGCAAAGAAACCUCAUACCUCUUUAACGACAGCAGCCUCUCCUGUGUCUACUGCAGCAGGAAGCAUAAUGACCACCCCAGCCAUUGAUAUUUUUUCCACCCCUAGCUCUUCAAACAGCACAUCAAAGCUGCCAAAUGAUCUACUUGAUUUGCAGCCAACCUUUCAUCCAUCUGUACAUCCUAUAUCCACUGGGCCACAAGUAGGAGGUACAUGGGGAGAUCCAUUCUCUGCUACUGUUGAUGCUGUUGAUGAUGCCAUUCCAAACCUAAAUCCUUUCCUCACCAAAACUAACGAUGCUGUUCAUCUGUCUGUUGUAUCUUCUGACGUAUCUACUUUCACCACUAGGACACCCACCCAUGAAAUAUUUGUUGAUUCAUUUUGUGGCCCUCAAGCUUAUCCUAAUGCAUCUCAUUUCUGCAAUGAGCCUUCUACUGUAGCUGGUCUGUUUGGAGGGUUCACUCCUUCUCCUGUUGCUCAACCACAGCCUGUAGCUGGCCUUAAUGUUGACUUUGAGUCUGUGUUUGGAAACAAAUCUUCUAAUGUCGUCGUAGAUUCUGGUGGCUUUGAUGAAUUAGGCGGACUCCUAAAACCAACAGUGACUUCUCAAAACCAGAAUCUUCUGGUUGCCAAGCUGCCACCUAACAAGUUAGUAUCAGAUGAUCUGGAUUCAUCCUUAGCCAACCUUGUAGGCAAUUUAGGCAUUGGAAAUGGAACUACUAAAAAUGAUGUAAAUUGGACUCAGCCAGGCGAAAAGAAAUUAACUGGUGGUUCCAACUGGCAGCCCAAGGUUGCACCUACAACUGCAUGGAAUGCUCCAACAAUUAAUGGCAUGCAUUUUCCACAAUACGCACCACCUGUAAUGGCCUAUCCUGCUACAACACCAACAGGAAUGAUGGGAUAUGGAAUGCCAACACAGGUGGGAGGUGUACCAGUCAUGACACAACCAACUUUAAUAUACAGCCAACCUAUCAUGAGACCACCAAACCCUUUUGGCCCCGUUUCAGGAGCACAGAUACAGUUUAUGUAAUCAAGCCAGAUGGAAGAGAAAGGAACAGCUCCAAAAAGACACGUAUCAACAGCAAACCCCUACUUCCAGCAAAAUCCAAAUUGCUGUAUUUUAACUCCUCUUCCUUUAAAGUGAUGCAGGAAAAUCAUGAAGGCCCACAAAGGAAACUGGGACAACUCUUUUGGAAAGUGUCAAUACAUGAUAUAAAGCCAAGAAUUCCCCUGAUUUAAGAUGUUUUUUUCUGGUGACUAACGCGUCAGUACUUUCAAUUCCUAUUAAUAUCCAUAAUCAGUAACAUACUAAGAGAAGCUCUUAUUCUGAAAUCGUAAGAUUUGUAUUUGGAAAUGCUGUGAGCUAUGAAGAUGAGUGUCCUUUACCAUAACUCAAAACAAGAUUUUCUUUGGCGGAUCAGAUCCUAACUCUUAAUUCUGCAGUUAUCUUUUCUUCAGUCCUCACAAAUGUAGACACAGCAAUGAAAAUUAACUUUUCUUUUUAAAAAAAAAUUAUAUAUUCAGUUUGCAGUAGACAUUCCUUAUGUAUUGUUUGUAUUUAUUUAUGAUUAUCAAUUUAAGUAACAUUAAUAUUGUAUCAAACUCCUUAUGAAAAUGAGUAUGGAUGUAUACAGUAUGUCUGAUUUUUAUCCACAAGAAUGAUUUUGAUUCAAAAUACUUUUCAGCUGACAUAGAGAGCACUAACUAUUUUAAAGGACUGAAUCUUAUGAAUUCUCACUCUGUAUGGGAAUUAGGAAAGUUAUAAAAUGCAUUAAUCCUUAUAGUCAAUUCUGUGCCUAGGAUUUUGCAAGGGAACAGUUAACUGACCAGGAGAAGCACUACAUUUUUAAUUCAGCAUUAGUGCAUUGGGAAGGAACUUUAUUGCUUUGUGCUUGGCAUGUCAUUAUUUUAGAUUUGACAUCAGGCCCUUCCAGAAUGAAUGUGAGGAAUUGCUUUCACUUUAAGACUUUCCUUUUCUUUAAAAACUCUAGAAGAUAUUAUGUGAAAAAAGCCUUGAUUUUCAUUUGGCUAGUGCCAUGUUUAUGAUCAUGUACCUUUUAAAAAACAAAAACAAGAAAAAAAAACAAAAGGUGGGGGGGGAGUAGCAUCUUUACAAAUGAUUAGCAAGAAUUUAGUUAAUGAAGAAUUAAAGCAGCACUGUUGAUCGGUGCUUUGCGUAAAUACAUCGUAACUUUUGGAUGGAAAGGGGCCUUCAGAAGGAUAGUCAAUGAUAUGAAAGCAAUUCUGUACAUGAAUUAAGCAUACUUGCUGCAUUGUCUCUGCAGAUUCUAUUUUUGUUUAAAAUAUUAAAAUGUAUGUUAGCAAAAAUGGGUGGAUUUUCAAAUAAAAUGCAGCUUCCA
Dermochelys coriacea (leatherback sea turtle) is the source of this 3636-nucleotide messenger RNA. It is a transcript of the gene PICALM, whose product is annotated as phosphatidylinositol binding clathrin assembly protein. NCBI's taxonomy places the organism in Eukaryota, Metazoa, Chordata, Testudines, Dermochelyidae. Gene Ontology annotation, molecular function: phosphatidylinositol-4,5-bisphosphate binding; clathrin heavy chain binding; 1-phosphatidylinositol binding. Gene Ontology annotation, biological process: clathrin-dependent endocytosis; clathrin coat assembly; synaptic vesicle budding from presynaptic endocytic zone membrane. Gene Ontology annotation, cellular component: clathrin-coated vesicle; synaptic vesicle; clathrin-coated pit. The transcript has 22 exons. The coding region runs from base 243 to 2306 and encodes 687 amino acids. The record is from RefSeq and is a predicted model, not a curated record.